CAUCCCCUGUAACGAGGCCUCAGGCCGCGACCUCUGACCCCGUGUAGGCCCAUCCAUUGAUGGGCUCCCGGGACUACUGAAUCGAGGCCUUGACUCCCGCCCCCUCGGACACGGGGCUUUUGGGCCAAUCGCAGCGCCGCUUCUGAUCCUUCCGCCAAUCAGAAGAGUAUGGGGGCGGGGCUCAGCACGGCCAAUCCUCGUGCAGGAAGGCUGACUCCGCCAAUCAGCGCAUGUUGGCAAGCGCCAGCUCUGGAAGCUGUUGCCAUGGAAACAGUUUGACUCAAGCCCGGGACCCGGUGGAAGCGACAGAAAAGGGGGGGGGGUCCCCUCGUAACCAAGGAAACCGCCCCCGCCCUGGCCGCCGCUCCGUGACCCCGGGAACCGCCCCCCGCAGCCUGCCCGUCGCUCCGUGACCCCGGUAAUCGCCCCCCCCAGCCUGCCCGUCGCUCCGUGACCCCGGUAACCGCCCCCCCCAGCCUGCCCGUCGCUCCGUGACCCCGGUAAUCGGCCCCCCCUCCUCCUGCCCGUCGCUCCGUGACCCCGGUAACUGGCCCCCUCCGCACUGCCCGUCGCUCCGUGACCCCGGGAACCGCCCCCCCCCAGCCUGCCCGUCGCUCCGUGACCCCGGUGCCUGCGCCGUGUGAGGGGAGAGCCACCAUGGCGCGGCGGCGGCUGGAGCGGGCACUGCUGGAGUCGCGCGGCAGGGAGAGGGAGGAGGCAGCGCAGGGUCCCGCACGACUCCGCAUCCGGCACCAGGUGCCGCUCAGCAGUGACCCACACGGGAUCUACAGCCUCCGCUUUGCGCCGGCCGGGGGGCGCCUGGCAGCCGGGUUCGGCAACGGGGCUGUUCAGAUUGUGAACGUGGCAACAGCCUCCCUGCACUCGUCCCUUUUCCAAGGACACCGUACGCGCCAUGCGAUCACUGCCUUGGCCUACCACCCGGGGAGACCCAGCCUGCUCCUGGCUGUGGGGGCUGAUGGCAUCAUCUCUCUCUACAGCAUGGACUCGGAGACGCUGCUGGCGACAGUGACAGAGAAGGAGAAUGAGAUCAAUGCCAUGGAUUUCUGCAUGGAUGGCAGCACCUAUGCCACAGCUGGCAAGGACCGACAUAUUCGGCUCUAUGACAGCCAUACCAACCAGCUGUCCCACAUUCUGCAGGCUCCUGACUUCAUGACUGGGGAUGUGACACCGAGCAGUGGGCACUCUCGCCGCAUCUUUGCUCUCCGCUUCCACCCUGGAGAGCGCCAUGUGUUCCUGACAGCUGGCUGGGAUGACUGUGUGAAGAUCUGGGACAAGCGGAUGGCAAAGGAGGCUCAGAGAGUGAUCAAUGGGCCUCACAUCUGUGGCCCAGGCCUUGACAUCCAGGGUAACCGCGUGCUCACUGGUUCCUGGGUGCCCCACAACGCGCUUCAGCUCUGGGAUCUGCGGACAUCCCAACUGCAGAAGAACCUCCCCUUUCCUGGGGGUCCUAUGCAGGGCCAGUUCCUCUACGCAGCCCGGUUCUGUGACCAGGACAUAGUGGUGGCUGGGGGCAGCGGCACCAGCGGAGCCAGCGCCAUCCACACUGGCACGAACCAGGUGCUCGGCGAGAUCCUGCUGCCCAACAAACCGGUGCAGGCUGUGGCAGUAGCACCCGGUGGGCGGGUGGUGGCUGUGGCUGGUGUGGGAGGGAAUCUCCAUAUCGCGGACCUGCACUGAGCCCCAGCAGAGAGGGGGUGAGAAGGGUGCAAACCUGGGAGUCACAGUCCCCUCCAUCUACAGCUCCUCUGAUCUAUGGCUCUCCCACACAAUUCUGCCCCACCAGGACUACAGCCCUCUGCAACAUCUGGGAACACAGGAACCACAGGCCCCCCCUUCCCAACUCCCCUGCACCCCUCUGUGAGACCUGGAGCAUCCAGAGCCCUGGGCACCUGCUGGCAUCUAAUAAACUUCC
Messenger RNA from Caretta caretta (loggerhead turtle), 1933 nucleotides. Its product is annotated as THO complex subunit 6 homolog. Gene Ontology annotation, molecular function: protein binding. The record is from RefSeq and is a predicted model, not a curated record. NCBI's taxonomy places the organism in Eukaryota, Metazoa, Chordata, Testudines, Cheloniidae.